Raphanus sativus (radish) is the source of this 1437-nucleotide messenger RNA. Its product is annotated as U11/U12 small nuclear ribonucleoprotein 35 kDa protein. Lineage: Eukaryota; Viridiplantae; Streptophyta; Magnoliopsida; Brassicales; Brassicaceae. The record is from RefSeq and is a predicted model, not a curated record. The transcript is spliced from 8 exons. Bases 418 to 1377 code for a protein of 319 amino acids. Gene Ontology annotation, biological process: mRNA splicing, via spliceosome. Gene Ontology annotation, cellular component: precatalytic spliceosome; U12-type spliceosomal complex. Gene Ontology annotation, molecular function: snRNA binding; mRNA binding.
AAAUGUAGUGAUAAGUUACACUUCUUUGCUCUUUGAAUCUACCUCAAUUCUUCUUCUUCAUCUUUUUCAUUCUUGUAGCGAGCAACAUACUUGUGAUACUACUCCUCAAGAUCUUUCUCUAGCUUCUCUGUGAACUCACUCGUAUGUUCAAGCUGCUACAUAUAAAUGUUAUCACAAAGCAACUCUAGGUUCACUUGAACAUGCUAGUAAUCAACUACAAACGACUGCGUUUAAUUCUGCCUUGGGUUAAUCUAAGAAUACUGCCAAAAUGGGUUAUAGUGGGCGUCAUGUACACACACUCGUGGGCCUUAAACAGUAAUCAUCUGGAAACGACGGCGUUUACUUUAUUUCCCUUCGCUUCUCUAAACUAGCCGGAGCCACCACCGUGAGAGAGAAGAGAAGAGAGGAGAAAUAUAAAUGAGCGGCGGAGGAAACAACAACGUAGUGAACAAAGUGUUCUACGCGACGUCGUAUCAUCCGAUACAAGCCGGAAGUAUCGACGGAACCGAUGUUGCGCCACAUGAUAACGGCGUCCGUCGAGCUCUCCUCUGUUACAACGCCGGCCUAUAUGAUCCCUCUGGAGAUUCAAAGGCAGCUGGAGAUCCUUACUGUACUUUGUUCGUGGGUCGAAUCUCUCAUCUUACGUCGGAGGAGACUCUUCGUGAGGCUAUGAGUAGAUACGGUAAAGUUAAGAGCUUGCGCUUGGUCAGACACAUUGUGACGGGUGCUUCACGAGGGUAUGCUUUUGUGGAGUAUGAGACUGAGAAGGAGAUGCGUCGUGCUUACGAGGAUGCUCAUCAUUCGUUGAUUGAUGGACGAGAGAUUAUUGUUGAUUAUAAUAGGCAGCAGUUGAUGCCUGGAUGGAUACCAAGAAGAUUAGGAGGUGGACUUGGUGGUAGGAAAGAAUCUGGACAACUUCGUUUUGGAGGACGAGAAAGACCAUUCCGUGCUCCCUUGCGGCCAAUCCCUCAUGAUGAUUUGAAAAAGCUUGGGAUCCAGCUUCCACCAGAGGGAAGAUACAUGUCACGUACUCAGAUACCGUCACCCCCUAGGAGAAAACGAAGUGUCUCUCAUAGAGAGGAAGCAAAUUAUGGGGAAAAGAGUUCUGUAGAAAGGGAAGAAGAGUAUGAAGAGCAGAGGAGUCCUGACAAGAGAGAACGGUCUUAUCACAGUCAUAGAAGACGCAGCAAGGACAGAGAGGAGCGUUACAGAGUAGAGUCUCGAUCUGACAGAGAAGAGAGAAAAGAGAGAUCAAGAGGAAGGGAAGAUAGAUAUGGUGACGACAAGGAAGAAAUUUCUGGGAGCAAAAGAUCAAACCGUGGAGAAGAAGAAGAACGCUCUCACAAACAUCAUAAACACAAGCGUUCUCAUAAGUAGCUAUCUGCCUGUAUUUGGAACUCUUAUUAUUAGGCUAGCUGAUCUAUCUAUACUAUUAAA